[Candida] anglica is the source of this 444-nucleotide messenger RNA. NCBI's taxonomy places the organism in Eukaryota, Fungi, Ascomycota, Pichiomycetes, Serinales, Debaryomycetaceae. The record is from the annotation of a GenBank genome assembly.
AUGGCCGAUGGAGCAAAUUGGUAUGAUUACCCAUAUUCACACCAUGUCAAGUCACACCACGUGGCGAUAUUUGUGGUAGUGGUGAUAGUGGUGAUAUUUUUGAUACAUUUCAGACAACGAAUUGCUGCCUGGCAUGAUAGAUUCCGGACCAGAAGACGAAUGAGAUACGCAAGACUUCACGACAAUUUAGGUGGAUUCGAACUGGAUGUUGAAAAUGGUCUAUCAAGUGCCAAUUUCGACCUUCAAUCCAAUAUAGAUAAUGCAAGUGAUACGAGGUCAGGACUCCUGGAAUCAGCAGCUCAAGAGAUACGGCACAUUAUGGAGGAAGAACAUGUUUCAUUUGAUGAAGCACGUUUACGAUACUUCAACAUGGAGCUUGCCGAAAAUGGAAUUGGUGCCGAUGGGGUCCCCACUGAUCGUAAAACGGUCACUUUUAGUCUGUGA